This is a messenger RNA of Moneuplotes crassus, 1226 nucleotides long. Lineage: Eukaryota; Ciliophora; Spirotrichea; Euplotida; Euplotidae. The record is from the annotation of a GenBank genome assembly.
UUAUUUUUGUUACCUAAAUGAAAUAUAACACAAAUUAAAAACCCAAUGAAUCCUCUAAUUACUAAAAAGAAAGGAAAAGGCUGAGGAUCUGGCAACCGCUCAAAUAUGAAGGGGUCAGCCUUAAAAUAAUAUUUCAUUUAUUUCAGAUGCAAAGGAAGACCUGCAGAAGUUCAAUUUUUCAAGUAAAGGAAAUAGCUCAAAACGAAAAUCAAAGAAAAAUUUAGAUAUGACUAACACAUAUCAAAUCAUAAAAAUGAACAGGAGCCAACUGCUUGAUAAGAUCGAACAAAAUACAUCUUAUCAGGCAAUGGAGUUUGAUAACUAUUCAAUGUUCCAAAAACCUAAACCUACUCAGGAAUACAAAACUCAUGAUGGGAGAAAAGUUAAUGAGCAAAGGAGUCUCAAACGCUUAAAACAGAACAGCAUGAGAGAAUUUACCAACACUCUUACUCGAGUAAAAUCUAAGCAGCUAACUCAGAGAAGUAAAGCCCAGCCUAGGCACUCUUCUAGUAAUCAAAAUUUGACAAAAAUGAAUCGUACUCACACAAAAGUCUUCCUAGAUAAUCAUAUAAUUAGUCCUUCCUCCAAAAGAAGAAACAAGAAAACAAUCCAGAAAUCUCAGGGUCACCUAAAGAAGAGAUAUGCUCCCAUGCAGGUCAAGAAGAAUAAAGAAAAUAGUUUAGAAUUUUACCCUGCAGUUUCCAAGACUAAUGCUAAUUCUAAGUAAUAAAAUUAGGGUGGAUUAUAAGAAAGCCCUUCAAGAAUUAAAGAACCAGGCUAGACGAAAUAACUCAAAGUCAACAGAUAGGAAACCUAAAGUUAAAGUCACCUCGAAGAUGGUAAAACAACCUCGUAAUAAAUCUCCAGAAGAGAGAAACCAAAUCAAUAAAAACAACUUAAAAGCAUUUAACAAUUGGAAUAUUGUUAAUAAAAAUUUGCCUGAUGUAAAACAUCCAAAUCUUGACGUUAACACAACAAGCUCUAUUCUCAAGAUGAUAAAGGGGCUGCAAAGAGGUAUUGCAAAGCAAAGUAUUCACUGCAGAGCAAGGACUUCUGAGAUUGGAAGUAAGAACAUCAAGAAGAAUCAACGAAAAUGAGACCCUAGAGCGCCAGAUGAACAGAGAAUAGACAGAAAUACUGGCACACCUCGAAAGUCUUCAUGAAGGUCUCAAAAGAGGUCUUACGGAAGAAAAUAAUUUAAAUAUAAUUAAGCAAUUAAAAAUGAG